AGCUGAAAUACCCGGAAGUGGCUAACAAGUUGUCAACAAGAAAGGCCGACAGACAUGGCGACGUCUUCCUGAACACAAACCUCUGAAAAUGGCGCUCAUCUGACUUUUUAAUUUUCUUUUAAGUUUUACCUUCCAAGUCUUCUUUUUAUUUUCAUGCUUUGAACAUUUUAUUGGAGUUCUACCACGAUGACAGUCAAGCACCACCUCAGUGCUCUCCUGGUUUUCUCCGUAAUAGCGUGCAGCCGUUUCCAGUCUGCCGUCUCCUACGCCCGCUGUGGGCAUUCCCUUCAGGUCCUAGACAGCCCGGUGGGGGAGAUCCGCAGCUCUGCGUACCACAGCUGGUCCUACCGCUUCGGCUCCACCUAUGACUGCUGGGUCAUCAAGGGCCCGGAGGACGAACCCGUCGUCCUCAGCUUCUCUCAGUUUUCGGCCCGAUGCAAAAAGGAAUGGGUGUCCAUAAAGUCGUCGGCUGGCGGGGAGCCGGUGGUCCUCUGCGGCCCCAAGCUGCCGCAGCCCAUCGAGUUUCCGGGGGGAAACAUUACGGUGGUGCACCACUUCCUGCCCCAUCUGUUCCCCGUUUCAUCCUUCCUCCUGAGCUACGCUCGAGACUCUGGAGACUGCCCCGAGACGUCGUUCGAGUGCCGCCGCGGUCGGUGCAUCCCGCUCUCCUGGCGCUGUAACGGCCAGGUGGAGUGUCUGGGCGAAGGCCUGGGCCUCGGCACGGACGAGCAGGACUGCGACGCCGAGUCGGACGACCUCUUUCUUCCAACGGCCGAGGACACGCAGGAGGAAAAGAAACAAACCGCCAUGUAUACGGAGAAGAGCCGCGACGAGGACAACAACAGGCGGAACUCGGUGGACCGGGCUCCGCCCACCCAGAGACCCGCCGUGUCCGAGCCGUGGCCGCUGCCCAAGACGGCGGACCGGGACGAGGAUCAACCCGCCGUCACGCCCGCCGCUGUGGACUGGCCGUGCGGAGGCCUGCUCCGGACCUUCUACGGCACCUUCUCCCCGCCGGCCUCUCGGGGCCCGGCCCUCCUGUGCAUCUGGACCCUGGACCCUCAGGACUCCAGGCCGCUGAGGCUGGACCUGCAGCAGCUGGUGCUGGGCGCCGGGGACAGGCUCACCGUGUACGACCGCGAGCGCGGCAAGGGAGACAUCAUCAAGAUCAUCACCAGCGCCUCCAACUUCAAGUCGGUGCAGGUGGAGUCCCACACCGGCCUGAUGUCGCUGGUCUACAAGAGGCUGGUGGGCUCGGACGGCAGCGGCUUCAACGCCACCUUCCACGUGGGGAGCUACUGCCCGCCCUGGGAGGGGCGGUGCGGCGGGCCGGCGGGCGGCUGCUUCACCCAGGAGCAGCGCUGCGACGGGAAGUGGGACUGCCCCGAGACGGGCCGGGACGAGGAGGGCUGCCGCGGCUGCAGCCAGAGCCAGUUCGCCUGCGGCGUGGCGGGCCAGCGCGCCGCGGCGGCCGGCCACUUCCCCAGCAGGCCCGUGUGCUACCCGGUGACCGAGAGGUGCAACUACCAGCUGUACUGCGCCGACGGCAGCGACGAGAGGGACUGCACGGUGUGCCAGCCGGGGACGUUCCACUGCGACAGCGACAGGUGCGUGUUCGAGAGCUGGCGCUGCGACGGCCAGGUGGACUGCAAGGACGGCACAGACGAGCUCAACUGCACCGUCAUCCUGCCGCGCAAGGUGAUCACGGCGGCGACGGUGGGCAGCCUGGUCUGCGGCCUGCUGCUGGUCAUCGCCAUGGGCUGCACCUGCAAGCUGUACUCGCUCCGGACCCGAGAGUACAGCAUGUUUGCUCCAAUCAGCCGUCAGGAAGCCGAGCUGAUCCAGCAGCAGGCCCCUCCCUCCUACGGGCAGCUGAUCGCACAGGGCAUCAUCCCGCCGGUGGAGGACUUCCCCACCGAAAACCCCAACGAGACGUCGUCUCUGUCUCUGAGAGGAAUCCUCCAGCUGCUCCGUCAGGACGCCGCCAGCUCCCCUCACCGCAGGCGCCGGCCCCGGUUCGUCCGCCGGGCCGUGCGCCGCAUGAGGAGGUGGGGCCUGAUCCCCAGACCGCCGUCCAGACCGGCUCAGUCGUCCUCUGGGGGCGCCGGCGGCCAGCAGCCGUCGGACGCGGCGGCGGCCCCCGGCCAGGAGGCGCCGCUGCUGGCGCCCGCCGGCUCCUCGUCGGCCGUGGAGGCGGUGAACCAGCCGGUUCCUCAGAAACUGGGCCUGCCGUCUCAGCCGGAGCCGCCGCCGCAGCAGCAGCAGCAACAACAGGAGGCGCCGCCUCCCCUGCUGCCGCCUCCUCCUCCCCUCCUCCCGCCGCCCGCUUCCACUCCCCCUCCUCCCUACGCCCCCCCGGCUCCGCCCCCGGCCGCUGCCCACACGCCCCCCGUGGCCGUGCCCCCCAGCAGCCCCUCUCUGGCCUCCAUCUUCCACACGCUGGGCCUGAGCAUCUCCCUCUUCCGGGCGUCGCCCUCCUCCUCCGCCUCCACCAACUCCAUGCCGCUGUCCGCCUCCCCCUCCUUCUCCUCCUCCUCCUCCUCCACCUCAGACGACGAGGUGCUGCUCAUCCCCCUGUCGGAGGACACCACGUCGGAGGACGACGUCCCCAUGCUCACCUGAUCCCCCCCCCCUCACCCCCCAGCCCCACCCUCACUCUGCUCCACCUCCUCACUGAUCCUACGAACCAGUCUUUCCACGUCUGUUUGAACUGAAGCACAGGAAGUGACCCGCGGUGAGACUCGUCCUGCCUGUGCACGUCUGGUGCCUUUCCCCCCCCCCACAGAGUCGCGUGUUCGACCUGUUUUUUUUGUUGUAUUUUAUUUUACUUAAAGCGAGCGAAGAGGGGGAGACGGGAGUGUAGGCGAGCUCGUCGACAUGCACUUAAUUCAUGCUGUGCUGCACAUAGAAGGUAAACUUUUAUUUUUUGUUUUUGCACAGAAGAAUCUUCCCUCUCCAGAUCCCGCCGCCGCCACGUCGAACGAGUUUCCUACCGUGCAGAUUAAUUGUUUCCGUGUGAACGCACGUCCGAGUCUUACGUCGACAGUGGAGUGUGACUGCAGACGUGAACCGUCUCCACACUCCUGCCACUCACAUCCACGUCCUGUAGGAGCCGGCUUUCACAAUAAGAGCCUCGCUCCCAUAGCAUGAAUUGCUAGAGGGGGAAAAAAGAAAUAGAUUUUCCCCGAUUUUAGUGCCUUUAAAGAGUUGCCUGCAGACGGCUCCAGGAGGUUGAGGUGACUCCUGAACACACACACACACACACACACACACACACACUCAAACACACUCAAACCCAAACAUGCAUUAACACAUCAAUGGCUUUAGUAUAACUGUGGGGUGAAUAUAGUAGCAGAAGGAUUCCAGUGUGUGCGUGUGUGUGAGACAGGUUUGUGUGUCAAAGGACAUGUGACUCUCUGGGGUUUCUUUACCCUCAGUGCAGACUUGCAGGCUUCCGUGACGUUCUGUUUGACCAUGCGCUUUCACAGUGUGAAGUUAUUUAAAAGCUGCCGGUUGGCACCGGAACAGCGAGCAGUAGACAAACACACACACACACACACACACACACACACUUUGAUCUGCAUGUACACAUGAUUGAUUAAAUCUCAGCACAUGCAGCUACAGUAGAUAUUUAGACACAACUCUGUACACAGAUAAAUAUUGAGAUACUCCGUACACACUCGGAUGCACAGAAAGCUUCACACACUGUACACACAGACUCACACACACACUACUUCAGUAUUGGCUCCAUACACUACUUUAAAAUCCACCCAUUCUCAGCAUUAAGACUCUGUGUUUUCAGUGCAUGUAGAUCUGAAUCAGUCCACUCGUGCACUCCCUCCCCAAGUGAAUGAAUGUAUCCUGCUAACGUGUCAAAAGACAAUCUCUCCGGUGCCUGAUAGAACCUGCGUGUGUGUGUGCGUGUGUGAGAGAAUGUGUGUGUGCGCGCAGGAAAACGAAGCCCCGAAUUCACAGAUCAACCUCAGCUCCUGCCGGGACUCGAACUCAUUCUGUCACCUUCUGACACAACAGACCUUGUGGUGUGCCAUUUGUAUCGUUCUUGUACAUUUUACGAUUGUUUUGAUUCCGGUAAAAGAUGCAUAUCUCCUUUUUAAGUUGUCUUUGCUUUGUUGAAUGUAUUAGGGUCUAUGUGGAGUAGCCAGAAGUUUUAAAUUUGCAACGUGAUGAGGUAAAUAAGACAGAGAUGAUUUAUUAGGGUCAUGUUCACUGUAUAUAAGUUCCAAUGUGGCUGAGAUUAAAGGAUUUGCACUUUUA
Molecule: messenger RNA, 4275 nt
Organism: Salarias fasciatus (jewelled blenny)
Lineage: Eukaryota; Metazoa; Chordata; Actinopteri; Blenniiformes; Blenniidae
Gene: lrp10
Product: low density lipoprotein receptor-related protein 10
Exons: 10
Coding region: 187-2622 (811 amino acids)
Cellular component (GO): plasma membrane
Molecular function (GO): low-density lipoprotein particle receptor activity; protein binding
Source: RefSeq, a predicted model, not a curated record